Nerophis lumbriciformis (worm pipefish) is the source of this 1466-nucleotide messenger RNA. It is a transcript of the gene laptm4a, whose product is annotated as lysosomal protein transmembrane 4 alpha. Gene Ontology annotation, cellular component: lysosomal membrane. The record is from RefSeq and is a predicted model, not a curated record. NCBI's taxonomy places the organism in Eukaryota, Metazoa, Chordata, Actinopteri, Syngnathiformes, Syngnathidae.
CCCUGGCCUGCGCGCAUUACGUCACGUCUCCUUGUGUUUAUCGAGACGUGGAGUGCGGGGCGGCAGGAAGGUUUUUCUCCCUCAGUGUUUGAUUUUUACAACAUUUCUCACUCUUUUUGCCGUCUCUCUGCAUUUUUUGUGGAGGGCAUGCAGGAUUUUAUGGUCGGGCAAUGCAAACUAUACAGCACCAGAUGCUGUGGAUGUUGCCACGUCCGGACGGGGACUAUAAUCCUUGGAACAUGGUACAUGGUUGUCAACCUCCUGAUGGGAAUUCUGCUAACAGUUGCUGCGACCCAUCCAGGAAGUGUUCCCUCCGUCAAUUUGCAGUAUGCAGUUAUUGACCAUUACCUAACAUCUGAUCGGAUGUCAGGGAACGCCGGUGCUGGAUUGGCCAUUUCUCUGCUGAUGGUGACUGUGAGCGCCGUCUUGCUGUAUGGAGCCAUUACUCAUCGCAGCGGGCUGCUCAUCCCGUUCUUCUGCUACCAGAUGUUUGACUUUGCUCUCAGCUGCCUGGUGGCCUGCAGCUCUCUCACCUACCUGCCCAGGAUACAGGAGUACCUGGACCAACUGCCGGAUUUCCCCUACAAGGAUAACCUGUUGUCUCUGGACCCUCGGUUCCUGUUUUUCUUUGUAGUGGUCCUCUUUACCUUCCUCAUUGUCCUAAAGGCAUACUUGAUGAACUGCGUGUGGAACUGCUACAAGUACAUCAAAUACAGGGGCCAGCCGGAUAUCAGCGUCUUCCUCUCUUUUGAGAAUCAGCCCCAGGCCUCACCAGCAGGGGUCACAGCGACCCCACAAAAGUCAAACAAACGCACAGACCCUGACUUUAAUCUUGCUUCCUGUCUUGUCCAGUCCACCUUGCCCACCUAUGACAUGGCCAUGAACAUGCCCGCCAAAGACCCUCCCCCGCCUUACAUGCCUUCUUAAGGACCGGCCCCCACUGCGGACGCCUUCCCACGCCCGCCAAAUGCAUUUCUACAUUCCCUCACUUGUGCAUCCUCUCCAAGCGCCUUUUACCUACUGUAUAUAUUUUUGUGCAAAGACGGGAUCCGCGCGUGCAGCGAAGAAAUGACCCCGGUUAUUUUCUUCUGUUGAUGUUUUGAAAGAAACGCAGUCAACAAUCCAUCAGCAUCAUGACAAUCCACGGCAUUGUAACUUCAUUACUGACAUUGGAACACUUAGGAGACGCAGACGGCAGCAAUAUUUUUGUCUUAUUUAUUGAGCUUUGCUGCGGUUCUCUACUACUACUAGUUCCACUAUCACCAGCCCAGAUGUUUACAUCACACUCUGCUGCCAGCUUUGUACCAAGAAGGGAGGAAAAAGGGGGCAGGAAAGCUGCUUUUCCACCCGCCUGACACCAACUUGUGAAGAUUUGUAAGUUGCAUGCCCAACUCAACCUAACACAACUUUGGUUCCAUUUCAUAAACUUCAAUAAAAGGUUUGACAACAUCUAGAUCUUCAAUAAA